AUGGCACUGAGUUUUAUUCCAAAUCCAGUAGAGCUAUUGGACGGUGGGAGCACAAAGCCUCCAGUCACAGGUUCAACUCCUUCAGGCCCCCUUGGAUCCGAUACUCCAAAACUUCCACUUCUCCUGAGGUUUCCAGUGGAUGGUGAAGAACACGUACACAUCAUGAAGAGGAUCCGAUCUAAAUAUCGUCAGUUUGGCAUCAUGCUCCUUGAAGAUGACACAGGAGAAGAGACCGAUAUUAUCAUUACCAGAUGCAGGGAUAAUAAAAUUGAGAACAUAAACACAGAAAUAGCCAUGAAGUGGCUGCAAGGAGUAGGGAGAUCUCCAUGUACCUGGGAUACUCUAGUCACUGUCCUGGAAUAUAUUGAACUGAAAGGACUCGCCUUCAAGAUUAGAAGUAAACUGCAAUAA
Molecule: messenger RNA, 411 nt
Organism: Geodia barretti
Lineage: Eukaryota; Metazoa; Porifera; Demospongiae; Tetractinellida; Geodiidae
Source: the annotation of a GenBank genome assembly